UUUAACGGGUGCGAAAGAUCGUGGUGACUUCGAGGAAACGGCACGACGGCAAAGUGGCACGACCAACGCAAAGCAAACUAAAGCAACGGUAGCCUGCUAGCUAGUUUCGUCUCACAAUUCCAAAGAGCUUCACAACUCAACUCCCACAGCUGAAACCCAACCAGCAACCCAACAAGAACAAGUUUCUAUCUACAGUGCCAGAACUGCUCAGCAUUUAUUCACUCACUCCUAUAUACAUUUGCUCGCUCACAAAACCAAAACGGAAGCUACUUUUUCCAAGCAACCAUGAGAUGCACACAUCAUCACGUACUUAGUGCUAUGCUGGUGGCCUUGCCAUUCAUGGCAACGACGCUGGCCUUGAGAGGAUCACUAGCACAGAGUCAUACCACUACUGGUACUGGCAGCCGCAGUCUGCUGCAGUCCGACAACAACUACAGCGUCAAACAAACACCAGAGGCUUCGUGUCAAGCAACCUUUGACAAUGGUGGCUUGGCAGCCUUGAUUAAUGAACCUUUCCUCUACAUCUCUCCGUCCUUCUUGGAAAAGUGCAUGGAAACACUUCCCCUGGAUGUGAACAACACCAUUGAUCACAUUUACAACCUUGACGGGAUCUUUUCACAGUUCCACUGCUUCUAUAAUCUGGCUAAAGAUCCAAAGAACAGCACGCCCAUGUCGUACCAGCCGGAGCUCGGCUACACCAUUUAUGAAGGAGAGGGCCAGGGCCAAGUUGAUAUUGCCAAGCGAAUGAGUGACCUGAUCCUUGACAUUCAAACCAACAAGGCUGCCAACAUUACUACCUUUUGGACCAUGAACGCCAUCUUUCAAGAUUUGAGGGAUGGGCAUGUAUCAGUCCCUCCUGUUUCUGGCGAAGCCUUUGUGACUUGGUUCCUCAGAGUCUUUCCAACACGAAACUUGAACGGCACCAUCUUGUCCAAGCCAGAGUUCUCUCUCAAGGAAAACGGUGAAAUGGCACUCAAGAUCAUCUGGAUGGACACUGCCACGGAAACUGAAACAGAAUCCGUCGUGGCAACAAUCAACGGAACCACCGUAGCUGACUUUGUCAAGACCCUUGCCAAUUCUCGCUCCGUACAAUUCAACUGGCAAAAUCUCGGGGCCCGCGUCAACAGCCUUGUCAAGUCUGCGAGCAAUGCAGGGUUUCAGCACUACCUCUUUCCGCUCAUGUUCAAUACACGACCCACCGAAGCACUGUCGGAUACCUUUGAGGUCACAUAUACGGAUGGCACAGAAGAAACCUUCCGGACGGGUGUCUUCAGCCCCGGAAUGGCUUCCUUGAUGGGAGUGAACGAGGAAAACUCGGAUGUAUACGAGCUGAAGAACCGAUCCUUGGUGGAGAAUGUUAUCAAUAGUCCAGGUCAAGCGUACCAAUACUACUCUCAGGCAAGAGGGCAAAUUGUGGAUUCCAUUAAUCGGGCCAUUGACCCAGCCUCGGACGCAGUGGAGAUAUCCAAAAAGUCGUCAAUGGAUGGCGCUCCAACUCUCAAAUCCGUGAAAUCGGGCACUUCGCUGGUCAAGGCAAAAAGUGUCGCGGACAAUGACAAAAAUUCGAUUGACUUUGACCACACUUGGUACAACAACCGCACCGAAAUUGUGGAUGGUGCCCCGCAAACAAUUCAGGAACACAUGGCUGGGUACAAGAUUGAGAAGGAUUAUGCCAUCCUCAAGAUUGGGACCUGGUUGAUGGAUCCAAUGGUUUUUCGGGCGGAAGUCUGGUCCAACUUGACUGCAGCCGCCAAAGAGAAUGGGAUCACCAAGUUGAUGAUUGACAUUAGUGGCAACGGUGGAGGAUAUGGUGUCAAUGCUGCGAGCUUGGCAGUGUCCAUGUUCCCCAAUGUAGAGUACAGCUGGUUUGUCAACAACUUGGAUCAGACGCUCAAUGAACCCAUGCAAGACUAUGUGACGGUGGUUAUGCCCCUGAUCAAUCAAUUUGAGAACAUGACAGAAUCCUGGAGUGACGAGCAAGUAUCCAAGGUUAUCAAUGACCUCUCCGAAGACCAACUGACAUCCUUGGCCACCACAGCCAAAUCGCUCGAGAACUUUUGUGAACUCAACAACGAUGCCUUCUGUGUUGGACAGUACUGCGAGUUCUCUUGCCGACAACUCGAGCAACUUGCCAGAGAAGUGCAGAACUUUCUGAAAUACCCAACCCCUCCGGCGUUCAUGGACGUUUGGAACUCUGUUUUCACCGUGGCUCGUGAGCUCUCGGCUUGGACCACGACACUUGCGGGUACCAUUCGACAAUAUUACGGUCUCGACUCCACACCAGAGCCGGUGGUUCGCGGGGGCGUCGCGUACAACGUCACUCAGAGAUCUUCCUUGCUCACGUACAAUGAUUACAAUGAGGCGGCCCUCAAGGCUCUCCAGGCGCAACAUAGUUUCGAUGAAUAUAUCAUCGUGUCGGAUGGCAACGCCGCGUCAGCGUCCAGCAUUUUCGCCUCGUCGGUGGAACAGAUUUGGAAGAACCGCGAGCAAAGCGGGGCAACAUCCAGCGUGGUGACAGUCGGCUAUGGAGGAACGGGAGACCAAUCCGACAUGGCGAUUGCUUCCAUUCCAGCAGCCGUGGAGAACAUUCGUCUGGACAAUGCCUUUUACACAACGUUCUCCCUCUCCAUGAUCCCCAUGCUGCUACCGGUGGUCUCGGACGACACGUUCGUAGACCUCGUCGGUGUGAUUGAUUCUUUGGAUCGUCGGACGUAUCGCCCUUCUUACUUUGCACAGACCUUGCCUCGGCUGAGUGUUCAAAAUUACUAUGAUAAUUUUAUGGACCCCGGCGCUCUUCCCCUCCAGUACAUCAAGAUGCAACCGGACAAGUACAUCCCACAGUUCUUGACACAAACCAGCUUUGGCAGGAAUCGGGAUCUCUUGUCUCUCUACCGGACGACAUACCAGUUCUUCUCCAAUGGAAUUGGUAUCCUUGAUGGUGGUGAUACUCCCAUUGUCGCGGUUGAAAAGAAGGUCGUGACAAAGUCAGCCAAAGAGGACCCCCACCACAAGGGAAGUCGGCAGUUGAAGAAAGCGUUGAGGCUCCAGAAUCCAACCCAAAUUCGUCGGGAAGCGCGAGUAUGAGCUUGGCCACCGGUGUCUCCAUCCUGAUCGCAACAGUGGCACUUGUACUUUGCUAGCCAAUAUUACUAGUAAUCCUUCAAACCAAAAAGUAGAAUUCAAGGACUCCAAC
Messenger RNA from Seminavis robusta, 3193 nucleotides. NCBI's taxonomy places the organism in Eukaryota, Bacillariophyta, Bacillariophyceae, Naviculales, Naviculaceae. The record is from the annotation of a GenBank genome assembly.